AAAUUUUAUCCCUUUCUGAGGCAUUAUCUGUUUCCCCCAUCCUUUUUAUGGCCUUUGCUAUCUUCAUCAUUAGUAACACUUCUCCAAAUAACCUAAAGGUCAGCUAUCUCUCAAUAGACUUUUUCCCCUUAGUUUGAAUUCUACAAAGGGAUGAACAAUCCAACUAGGAUAAAGAUGAGGUCUAUGCUCAAUUUAUCUUAUGAUAGAGGUUGAAAGUUGAAACCAAAAUAGAAAUUUUUUCUUCUUCUGUUGUUAAAUCCUUUUCUUAAUUUGUUUGAAAGUGCAAAGAAUAUUUGUUAGUUGUUUGUUUGUUAUAUAUAGAGGGAAUGAAUAGUGAAAUGGGAAAGGGAAAAGAGAAGAAGUCCAACUCAUCUAUACUUCAAAAGUUGGAGAAAUAUCUAUCAAUGAAUAAAUUUAGUGGAGCCAUUUUGUCCAAAAGCAAAUCAUGGCAUGGCAGUACAACAAAUAUUAAGAGUAAAGUAGCUCCAGAGGGCUGUUUUUGGGUGUAUGUUGGACCAGAGAAAGAGAGGUUUGUGAUAAAGACAAAGUAUGCAAACCAUCCAAUGUUCAAGAUGUUGCUAGAAGAUGCUGAAAAAGAGUAUGGUUAUAAUUAUAGUCAAGGCCCUAUUUUGUUACCUUGUGAUGUUGAUCAUUUCUACAAAGUGUUGGCUGAAAUUGGCAGAAGCAAAGAGAUUCAAUCUUCAGGUUGUGGAUCAUGUAGUCCCUUAUUUAGUCCUGGUAGGCGUUUGGGUAAUAGCCAAAUGGGCAAAGGUUAUGGUUCUUAUAGGGCUCUUACUCCUCCAAGGUUGGUCAAGCUCAACUCUUUUCAUUAGCAGUACCCAAGGGUCUAGCCUAUCGAGAAAUGAAGUCGGUGAAAACUAUAAGAAAUCAUAAUUCAGGUUUAGAUAAAUAUCAGUUGAGGUGCAUGCAAGUUGACUCAAAAUAUAUGUUAAUAGCCAUAUUUGUUUAGAAGUCUCUUUUUCUUUGUUUUUAGGUUUUUCUUGGCAUGUGGAGUUUGUAAACCGCACUUGUUUGUGAGAUACACCUGUGGAGUCAAUUAUAUCCACGGGUUAAUAAUCAGUUUAAUUGUAUGUAGUAGCUGAGGCCUAAGGCCAGUGUUUUACUGUUUUGUUUGAAGAUAUUAAAAGCUGAAUGAAGAAAUUAAGCAGUUUCUUCACCAACUUAAUUAGUUUAA
This is a messenger RNA of Nicotiana attenuata, 1195 nucleotides long. Its product is annotated as auxin-responsive protein SAUR71. The record is from RefSeq and is a predicted model, not a curated record. Gene Ontology annotation, biological process: response to auxin. The transcript has a single exon. Bases 327 to 833 code for a protein of 168 amino acids. Lineage: Eukaryota; Viridiplantae; Streptophyta; Magnoliopsida; Solanales; Solanaceae.